Molecule: messenger RNA, 7595 nt
Organism: Cryptotermes secundus
Lineage: Eukaryota; Metazoa; Arthropoda; Insecta; Blattodea; Kalotermitidae
Gene: Hr38
Product: probable nuclear hormone receptor HR38
Exons: 7
Coding region: 680-2695 (671 amino acids)
Biological process (GO): regulation of transcription by RNA polymerase II; cellular response to corticotropin-releasing hormone stimulus
Cellular component (GO): transcription regulator complex; nucleus
Molecular function (GO): zinc ion binding; nuclear glucocorticoid receptor binding; nuclear receptor activity
Source: RefSeq, a predicted model, not a curated record
AGUUCGACCAGCCUCAUCUUCGCAAAACCCCCAGGAUCAGGGUUCGUCUUCGCUGUCGACAAGAGCUGCCCCCACACCCCCAGGUGGGUUCGUUCCCCUUACCUCACCAUGCUCUAAACGCGAGUGAUUUAUUCGUAUUUAAUUUAUAGACGGACUGACUUUCAGUCUAAGUAGACUCAGUUGCUGUAGUGUUGUCAUGACCCCACAGGUAGAUGCUCGCAAUCAUGCCUCUGGGAUAUGGCAGGUCCUCAUCCUUUGAUACACAGUGGAUAGAAAUGCAUCCGCCAGUUUUGGCGCCUUAGGCUCUCUUUGGCUGCUGACAGUCAGAUCAGCUGGGCGCCGCUUAAUCGAGCUGUCGUCUUUAAGCUCCGUAACAGCAGCGCCCCUCCGCGUCACAAAAAUUGUAGGUUGAAAAUCAUCGCAAAAACAAAACGUUAUUCGAAACAUAUGUAUAUUACAAGCCCGUGUGAUGCAAAGAAAGAAUAUGAAGUAGCAGGAGAUGAUUGAAGAGGGAACCAUUGGAUCGAGUGAAGUGACAAAUAAGUUUGUGGACUUUAGAAAGAAAGUAGAAAUAUAGUUUGGUAUUUGAUUUAUACGUAAAGGAGAAAUAUAUAUAAGAUAAAAAAGAACCCUAUUUAAAAUGUGCUGAUAAAUUACGAAGCCAGGAUGCAUAGAAGACAUGCAAACUUCAACAACCUGCAUCUACAGCAACAAAAGCGACGACAACAACAACAGCAACAAAAGGAACAACAAUACUGGUGUCUGUCUCAGCCCCGAAGUGCCCAAGGAGGUGGCCGUGUCGACUGAAGUAAGCAGCCUAGGUCCGCGCGGCACUGCACCCUUCACUGUGGCCUCAAGUAUGCUGCUACUGCACACACAGUCCCCAUUCGGACCAAGCAGCUUCGCCGACCUGCUGUCCGCACCGUUUUCUGAAGACACAGGAGCCCUUACAGAGGAGCUCGAUCCAUUUCCGGACGUAGUAUUCCACCAAGAACCGCCCCCGCCUCAUCACGAAUCUCCCGGUGGUUGUGCGGGCCCCCUGAGCCCCGUAGGACCUGGAGCCCCUCUUCCCAGCUUCCAGGAAACAUAUUCUCCCCGCUACACCCGACCAACAGAACUCGCCAGCACGUCUCAUCAGCAGGGUUACAAGAUGGAUGAAGAGUGUUACAAUGUACCCACCCCCUAUAAUAACCACCAUCACCACCACCACCCCGCUGUGGUCUCUACACCAGCACCAUCACCCUAUGACUUCCAGCCAACCCCUCCGCAACCGGCCCCUUACUCACCCUAUUUCCCACCGCAGCCGCAACAGAGCCCUGGCUUCGAGCCCACACCACUCCCUCAAGACACAUACUCGCUACCCCACUUUCCUAGCACGUCGGAACUGCACGUGACCACGACGCUGAGUCCGAGGCAGAGGAGGGCGUCCUUACCGUUGCAGCGCUCCGAGUCCACUAGCAGCAGCGAGUCCCCGAAACUUCGACUGGGGGCGGUAUCCUCGGGAGGACCCGCCCCUUCAGCUUCAUCAUCGGCGUCGUCUUCCCCCGGCUGCGGUGGACUCAGCGACGUAAUGACCCCUACAGUCACAGCCCCUCCCUCAACGCCAGCAACAGCCACGGCCCCCAGCACGGGGGGCGCAGUACCCCGGACCAGCGGUGGGCCUGCACCCCAGUCUCCGUCACAGCUCUGUGCCGUAUGCGGAGACACUGCCGCCUGUCAACACUACGGAGUGCGGACCUGUGAGGGGUGCAAGGGAUUCUUCAAGAGGACCGUGCAGAAGGGGUCCAAAUACGUGUGUCUUGCCGACAAAGCGUGCCCGGUGGACAAGAGACGGCGAAACCGUUGUCAGUUCUGCCGCUUCCAGAAGUGCCUCGCUGUGGGCAUGGUCAAGGAAGUAGUACGCACUGAUUCUCUGAAGGGACGCAGGGGAAGGCUCCCCUCGAAACCCAAGUCGCCUCAAGAAUCUCCACCCAGUCCUCCUGUCUCUCUCAUCACAGCCCUGGUUCGGGCCCACGUGGAUACAACCCCUGAUCUCGCCAAUCUCGACUACAGCCAGUAUCGUGAACCCACACCAAAUGAACCUCCAAUGAGUGAAGCAGAAAAGAUUCAGCAGUUCUACAGCCUACUCACAACGUCUGUAGAUGUGAUCCGCAUGUUUGCUGAUAAGAUUCCAGGUUUUGCGGAGUUGAACCGAGAUGAUCAAGAACUCCUAUUCCAAUCCGCUUCUCUUGAGCUCUUCGUAUUGCGUCUUGCACACAGGACAAGGCCAGAUGAUACAAAACUAACAUUCUGCAGUGGAGUAGUACUGGACAAGCAGCAGUGCCAGCGGAGUUUUGGUGACUGGUUGCAUGCCAUUCUUGAAUUCUGUCAUUCUCUACAUGCCAUGGACAUUGACAUUUCUGCAUUUGCUUGUCUGUGUGCUCUGACCCUUGUUACUGAGCGUCAUGGAUUAAAGGAACCACACAAAGUGGAGCAGCUACAGAUGAAAAUCAUUGGUUCAUUGCGGGACCAUGUGACAUACAAUGCUGAGGCCCAAAGAAAGACGCAUUACUUUUCACGGCUGCUUGGAAAGUUGCCAGAGUUGAGGUCACUGAGCGUGCAAGGACUCCAGCGCAUAUUCUACCUCAAGCUGGAGGACCUUGUGCCUGCUCCACCUCUCAUCGAGAACAUGUUUGUGGCCAGCUUACCUUUCUGAAUAACUCAUUGUUGUAUGGAACAGGACACUGUUGAUCUGUGUGACUUGUCAACUUCAUCUGUCAAUACAGUGCCCAUCCAUUUUGAGGCUGGAUAUCUGGACAAUCCAAUAAUUUUCGUAGAUGAGAAUUUUUCAGGAAACCUUCAUGAUCUCCCAGCCAGUUACCAUGACAUAACACAUGCUAGAUCCUGAAGACUGUGUAUUGCCAGGCCUGCUCCCAGUCUCCACAAAGGAGUCAUUAUGCAGCAGUCUGAUCAUUGUGUGUCAUAAUGUAAGCAUUUCAAGGAGAUCUCCUGACUAGUGGUUACCUUCAGCCAGUUCCCUUGCCAUUUAAAACCCCAGUUUUACUUAAUCAAGAAGAUGAUGUGAAGAUAUUGAUAGUUACCUGCAGUACAACUCUGAUUUGAGAUGUAUUUCUCCCUCUAGAUUGCUUUACAAAGCUUCUAUAGGGCUUAGAUUUCCUCUGAAAUAAGCCUUGUUCCUUCCAUGUGCUUGGCCCUUAUGAACUGUUACAAUCAUGCCUGCACAGGUUCUCUCAAAGGAAUGUUUCUGGAGUUAUGUUUUUAUGCCAGAUAUGCCAGUCUGAUUACAUGUGAGUGGCUGGUAUUGCUGUAGUCAAAAUAAUUGUGAUGCAUGUCUCUUGGCUUGAUAUGCAGUCAGUUUUCAUAUCUCUCUUCUGGCUGUGGACUGAAUAAGAAGAGCAGGUAGUCAUUUCAUAGAAAGGAAAUCUCUGCACUUUUACCGCUGGGAGACACUCUCAUAAAAUAUUCCUUAUUAUCUACAUUUCCUAAUGAGACCAAUUGUGAUAAGUGAUGAUUGAGUAUGUAGCAGUGCUGUUAAAGAAAAUAGUUAUUUUAUUUGUGUUGCUCUUCAGUGUGCAAUUUCAAGGUUGUGAAUGUGAAACGUAUGAAUGUAUAUUUGUGUGUAUGCAAGAACUCUUAAAAUUUUCUUGUGUGCAUCUGCGUUGGAUUUUACGCACAAGACAAGUUCAGCACAUACCUAUGGACAUAAUUGCAACAUAUAUUUUCUUUUAUUUCUACUUGUUAAUUGAAUUCUGAAGUUACCAUAUGAUAUAAGCUGAUAAAAUUAUACAUGCCCACACAUGUGCAUGUAUGUAAUGAUGAGACUGGCACUUAAUAUGCAUCCAGCAGUUAACAAGAUACAGGACUGAGGGAGCACAAGCUGGAGCCUGGACACUCGCUUCUCCCUCUGUCUCAUUUUCUCUUUCUGUCCGGACUGUGAUACCUUUCCAGUGUGUGACAGAUAUGAGCUUACUGGUAGACAGACUCACCCUCUUGCACAUUUGUGACAAAAUCACCACUUCCUGUUCUACACCAAGUCCUUUCCACAACCUAUUCAAAAGUUACGGUUGAAACUUGUCUGACUUAGGCAUGGGGAACUUAGUUGAAGCAUUGUAUAGUAAAUAACUGUUCAUUGUCUUCUUACUAAGCAGAACUAUUUCAUCAGCCUCUUAAAUGGAAGGGAAUGAUAGGUAAACAUAUUUAGAUCAAAAGUUUUUAUUUGCCUUUCCAGCAUAUCUAUAGACUCUGGCCUUACAAAGGAGCUCUUUCCUUCCACAUAGGUUUUUUUAAUCCUAUUAUUAAAAAAAAAAAUUCAAAUUUGAACUGAGUUAUUAGGGGUUCAUAACAUGCAGAAAUAAUGUGAAUGAAAUUUAUUCCGGGUCUUGCUGACAGAUUUCAGUUUCUGCUUUUCUUGAUUGAAUGUGCAUAUUAUUAAAAAUUCUUUCAAACAUAAAUUUUGUUAUUACAAUAUAUAUUUCAUGUUACGUACAUGCUUUUAAUUUACUUAACCUAUUUGAAGAAAAUUUAAUCUUACUUUGCAUUCAUUAUGUUGAUGGAAAGGGAAUGAGAUAUGCACCAAUAUUUCAGUAUCUUAUUUCUGUGUGAGUUUCUUAAAAUACAAAUUGUUUCUUUCUUAUUAAGUGAAAUAAGAUUGUAAGAUUUUGAAUUGUUUCAUUUUGGUCCGUUACACUGUCAAUCACAAAUUGUCAAUGAGAAAUCUGUCGAGUGCAACAAUGUUUCUAGGUCACUUAUUUAUCUCACUUGCCUUACAUGUUUCGGUUCAAGAAAAACCAUCAUCAGAGGCACGCAUUACAAACACAUGAAAACACUGGCAUUGUUUAAUGUACACAGUUUGUAAGCUGCAUGGACGCUGUUACAGAUGUCGAAGUGUAAAAGCACAACACUUUCUAGUAACAUUGAAUGCAAGAGUUGUACGUGCAUUCAAUGUUACUAGAAAGUGUUGUGCUUUUACACUUCGACAUCUGUAACAGCGUCCAUGCAGCUUACAAACUGUGUACAUUAAACAAUGCCAGUGUUUUCAUGUGUUUGUAAUGCGUGCCUCUGAUGAUGGUUUUUCUUGAACUGAAACAUGUAAGGCAAGUGAGAUAAAUAAGUGACCUAGAAACAUUGUUGCACUCGACGGAUUUCUCAUUGACAAUUUGAGAUUGUAAGAGUUUAGUUUUUCAUCCUGAAAGAAGACACAUUGAUACAUUACAUGUACAAAUCUUAUACCAGUGGCAGAGUGUUAACAUAAACCAUGUUAGCCUGGCUAAAACUUGGAAAAAUAAAAUAAAGUGUUAUUCUUCUGGUUCUGUGACACUCCUUGUGAUGGCAGAACAAGUGAUCAGACAAUUCGUUUGCCACUUCCAGCCAGCCCAUCGCAGGCACUGUUAGCUGGUUCCUCAGGCUUACAUUAGACAUUUGCGAAUGCAGACACAGAAGAGUCACUAUAUAGGACAGAGAGAAAGAGAAAGAGGGAUGCAUAUCAUACCAAGUUAUCACGAUAGCCAAAUGAGGAAUGUUAACACUAUUCAUUGCACAGUUUAACACUUUUGAAAAAGUCACACUGCCACUGAUGUAUGCUAUAAAUAUCUGACAGAGUCACUUUACAGAUUUCAGUUGAUAUUAGCAGACAACAGGAUUGCCAUACUAUUUAAAAUUUUAAUUUACAUGCUAGGGUUUUUGCAGUCAUCUUAUCUCAGUUUCUACUUUUGAAUGAGACAUGUAGGCUGGUUAUUCCUUUAUAUAAAAUGGCUUUGAGGAAUACUGACAGUUAGCAGAUGAUAAAAGGUCUGAAAUUGAACUGUGUCCUAUAGUACAUGUAUGCAUUACUACAUGUUAAUUGAAUUGCAUCUGAUUGUAAUUGUAACAAGAAAAUACAAUUACUUAAAUAAUGUGUGAAGUUCCCCAUUCCUGGUUACAACACAUGCUAGUACUUUUACAGUGAGCAGGUGUGUCUCUUGCUAUAUUAUUACUUGAUGGUCUUUAUAUCAGUGUAACUAAUUCACUCUCCAUGUGUCACUUUUGAAGAGGAUAAUGUAUAUUAUAUAUAUAUUGAUACUAUAUUUUGAGGUACAAAGAUAGAAAGGUAUAUUUUAAAAGAGGUGGUGAAAGAUAAGGUGAUUGUAAUGUGCCACAAGGGGUGAUAGCACUAGCCUAAUGUGAUGUGCCGGAUAUUUCAGAUGAAUGUGUGAGUAGAACAAGUAUUAAAUAAUUUUUCCAUAUAAUCAUCAUAUCAUUACCAGUGAGAUGUUGUUAAACUGAAUUAUAUAUAAAAUAAGAAGAAAAAGGAAAUUAACUUUUGUACUGCCUUGGAAUAUGAUGCUGCCUUUUCAAAAGUGUAGUGACAUUUGUGGUAGAAUGCAGUAUGGUGAUAGGUGUUAUCAUUGUCAUUGUUAUUUAGGUGUUUGUUCUAUAAACAUUUUCUUUGUCCCUUUAGUUCAGAAGAAUCAUUUUGAUGUUGUGUUUAAUGCCAAUGUCUGGGCAUGCUAUAUACAGUACUGGUGUUUUCUGAAGAUACUUAUCUCACAUGCAUACUUAUCUUAUUUUCCCCCCUCCUAUAUUGUUAGCUGUGUCCAGUUUGAUUGUGGUCAUUAUACCUAUUGUAAAUGUGAGUGUAUUAAUCAAAGAGCUCUCUCCUGCAGAUUUUUGUUUCACACUGUUGCACAAUGAUAGGUGCCAUACAUUGUAGUCACAUACAGAGUUACCACAUUAUGAAGUAUGAAUGGUGCAAAAGGAGUAAAAUAGAGAGUUAUUAGGUAUUUAUGGUCAAACUGAGGAUCUUCAUAUUAAUAUAAAUAUCACUUUGUACUUAAAACAUGUAUUAUGUUCUGUUUCAUUUUAGUCAUCUAAAAGUUGCUUUGGAAAAUAAGUAAAAAUUCUUCCAACUUUAAUACUUUUAACUUAUGAACUAUUACAACAUAAUGUAUAUUACUUAUAAAUAUAGACAUAUCAUAAUAAUUAUCUUAGUAUGAUGUAUAUAUUUUUAAUGUCUACAAAGCUAUUACUAUACUAUUUUUUUUUGACUUCGUCAGAUUCAAUCUCUUGAGUUUGAAGAAACCUAUCAGUCCAUAAUGUAAUUAUCAUAAGAAAUAUUUUGUACCUGCUUUUUUUUAAUGCACUCUUAAUAUUGCCAGCCAUGUGUAAUAACAAGCAGCUAUGUGUCAAAGAAAUUGCACUUUUUCAUUACAAACAUAAUGAUCUUACACAUACUUGUCAUAUUUUUGCAUGGUGCAAUGUGUUUGUUGUUGUAGGUGGCCAUGAUACCAAAGAUAUUUUUAACCCUACCAUUAUUACCAUACUAAGAAUAGUCGCCUGCUAAAGCUAAGAGUGUAGCAGUUUCUUUUUAUGUUUUUUAUCCAUAGAUUUCAUUAUUUUGGGAAUCAUUUUAUUCUUGCCAUAUACUUUUUAACAUAGACGUGUUAGUUUGCUAAUUUUAAGUGGACCUUACAAUCUUCUAUUACUGGAACUGCUGGAGUUAUUCAGCCAGAGAGCCAGGCUAUGUACGUGGCCACCAUGUUCUUCCGCCCUCCAUAUAGCCAGCCUCUUGGUACAUGUUUGGACUCUUGUUACAAAAUAAAGAGCUUUACAAUGCGUUA